AUGUCUUCUCUCGAGGCCAAGAUUGUCGUCCUCGGCGCCCAGGGCGUCGGCAAGACCUCGCUCGUCAUGCGCUACUGCAAAGGCACCUUUAACCCUGCCCAAAUCACGUCCACCGUCGGCGCGAGCUUCCUCACCAAGCGCGUCGUUGACACUGAUACCGACACCGUCGUCCGGCUCCAAAUAUGGGACACAGCCGGCCAAGAACGAUUUAGAUCCAUCUCCCGAUUGUACUAUCGCGGCGCCAACGCCUGCAUCCUCUGCUACGACAUCACCGACGCCCAGUCCUUUGCCGACAUGGGCGUGUGGCUGACGGAGCUCCGCCAGAACCUCCCCCACGACGUCGUGCUGCACGUCGUCGGCACAAAGGCCGACAUCGUCGCCCGCGACCCCUCGGCGCGCCAGGUGCCCUUUGAGCGCUGCAUCGCCUACGUCGCCGAGAACCUGGCCCCUUGCGAGGGCGGCACCCCGCCGCCCACGGCCAUGAUGCCGCCCAAUGGGGUAGGGGGAGGAGGUCACCACAACCACUACACGAGCCUGUCCUCGGCCGGCGGCGAGGCGCGCAGCCCCAGCUCCAAGCGCAGCUCCGGCUUCUGGGGCCAGGAGGUGGGCUGGGACGCGUGCCACGAGAUCAGCGCCGAGAACGGCGAGGGCGUCGAGGAGGUCUUUCGCGUCGUCGCGCGCAAGCUCGUCGAGCAGAACCGCAAGAUGCAGCAGGCCCUGCUGCUCGCCACCGCCACCCCCGGCACCCCCGGCUACGUCGACGGCAUGGACGGCGGCUACUUUGACGGCCGCCACCACAAGGGCAGCUUCCGCGUCGGGCGCGACCGCCGCAGCUGGCUAUUCUCGCCGGCCUUUUCGCCGGCCAUCACGGUGGACCGCCCGGCGAGCGCGGACACGGAUCGCCGCGACGAGGCGCCCAAGCCAAAGUCGAGGUGUUGCUAA
Molecule: messenger RNA, 942 nt
Organism: Akanthomyces muscarius
Lineage: Eukaryota; Fungi; Ascomycota; Sordariomycetes; Hypocreales; Cordycipitaceae
Exons: 2
Coding region: 1-942 (313 amino acids)
Biological process (GO): intracellular protein transport
Cellular component (GO): endomembrane system
Molecular function (GO): GTP binding; GTPase activity
Source: RefSeq, a predicted model, not a curated record